UGUUUGUGCUCAUGUCGAGUAACGUUAGUUGUUCUGCCAUGAACGAGGCCUGUUGUAAGCUGCAGGUUAUUGACACAGAUAACAAGGUGUAAGGAGAAGCAAUAGCGAUCGAGAUUCCUCAUUCCCAAGGGUAACUCGUCGACAACAAUUAGUUGAAUAUAUUCAUUACCUGGCAAAUACAAAAUAGCCAUUUUCUUCUAUGCUGACUCGUUAGCAAGCUAGUCUUUAAAGCGCCGCCUGGAGCAGCCAGUGUGGGCAGCAAAACAGGCUUAGCGGGCACUCGGUUGUUAUUUUUUUGGGAGGCUGUGUGAUCAUUGGCAGAGUUCAAUACACCAGCUUGCAGAAUAAUAACUAGCUUCGCCGCGGAGGACUUUGCAUUCAACCUGUAUGAACAUCGGCUCCCAGUACUCAACACUUUGCCAACAAGCUUAAGGAGUCGAGGUGAGGAGGCCUGAUCUAUUCUACCGUUCGCUCCAGGUUCUGAGGAGUGGCUGCCGUCUCCCCUUUGUCAGACAUCCUCGUUUGUCGUCAACGCCGUUUCCCUCCCCCGACCUCCCUGUCUGCCCCACCCUGAACCCCAACAAACACACCCCCCCAGCAUGAACGAGGUCAGUGUGGUCCGAGAGGGAUGGCUCCAUAAGCGAGGUGAGUACAUCAAGACGUGGAGACCCCGCUAUUUCAUCCUGAAGAGUGAUGGCUCCUUCAUUGGCUACAAGGAGAAGCCAGAGAUAUCUGACCCCAACCUACCACCCCUCAACAACUUCUCAGUGGGAGAAUGCCAGUUGAUGAAGACAGAGAGGCCCAGGCCCAACACGUUUGUCAUCCGCUGUCUGCAGUGGACCACGGUCAUCGAGCGCACUUUUCACGUGGACAGCAACGCUGAGAGGGAGGAAUGGAUACGAUCGAUUCAGGCUGUAGCCAAUGGGCUUAAGACACGGGAUGAGGAGGAGCCAAUGGACAUCAAUUUUGGCUCCCCCGGUGACAACAGCCUGGAGGGCAUGGAGGCCGCCAUAGCCAGGUCCCGCACCAGAGUGAACAUGAGUGACUUUGACUACCUAAAGCUGCUGGGCAAGGGCACAUUCGGCAAGGUGAUCCUCGUAAAGGAGAAGGCCACCGGCAUGUACUACGCCAUGAAAAUCCUGCGCAAGGAAGUCAUCAUCGCUAAGGAUGAGGUGGCACACACGGUUACAGAAAGCAGAGUCUUACAGAACACAAGGCAUCCCUUCCUCACGACACUGAAGUAUGCCUUCCAAACUCACGACCGCCUGUGUUUUGUGAUGGAAUAUGCGAAUGGUGGAGAGCUGUUCUUUCACUUGUCUCGGGAAAGAGUUUUCACGGAGGACAGAGCCCGGUUCUAUGGUGCUGAGAUAGUAUCUGCACUGGAAUACCUACAUUCAUGCGAUGUCGUCUACAGGGACCUUAAGCUGGAGAAUCUCAUGCUGGAUAAAGAUGGACACAUCAAAAUAACAGACUUUGGGUUGUGCAAAGAGGGCAUUACCAAUGAGGCCACAAUGAAGACCUUCUGCGGAACUCCAGAAUACCUUGCUCCAGAGGUGCUGGAGGACAAUGACUAUGGCCGCGCUGUGGACUGGUGGGGUCUAGGCGUGGUCAUGUACGAGAUGAUGUGCGGCCGGCUGCCCUUCUACAACCAGGACCACGAGCGCCUCUUCGAGCUCAUCCUGAUGGAAGAGAUUCGCUUUCCCAGGAAUCUCUCACCCGAGGCCAAGGCUCUGCUGGCCGGCCUGCUCAAAAAGGACCCCAAGCAGCGGCUUGGAGGAAGCCCGGAAGACGCCAAAGAGGUGAUGACCCACAAGUUCUUUGUCUCCAUCAACUGGACAGAUGUGCUUCAGAAGAAGCUCAUUCCACCGUUCAAGCCGCAGGUGACCUCUGAAACGGACACGCGCUACUUUGAUGACGAGUUCACGGCACAGACCAUCACAGUCACACCUCCGGACCAGUAUGACAGUUUGGACUCGGAGGACCCGGACACACGCACGCACUUCCCACAGUUCUCCUACUCUGCCAGCAUAAGGGAGUGAGCCGCCCUCGUCCUCCCCACUCUCUCGCCCCAACCAGCAGAAAGGAUGCAACAACGACACGUAUACUAACUCUUGGACACACGAACGCCGACAGACUCACACACACAUACACACACACACCGACAAAAUGUACAUACGUAUACUCGAACAUCCAUGCACCAGCAGAUACUGUAAAAGAAGCGGGUCUCUUCACGGAUUAGAUAUCAUUGCAGUGACGGACUUAACCUCGACAGGGAAGGGGGAGUGGGUGGGCUGUUUCAGAGUCGGCCUCUGAACGGGCCCCUUGCCUUGCCUUGCCCGACACUACACACAGUGCACCAUGACAGCCAUAACAGCGCUUCACCACCAGUCAGGUAAAGAGGAGAAAACAAACUUGAGCACCAGCGGAUUGCAUGACGCGCACUGGGACAUACACACUGAAGCACACUCACAAUAAAUACAUACAUACACACACACACACACACACACACACACACACACACACACACACACACACACACACACACACACACACACACACACACACACACACACACACACACACACAGUCCUCCUCUGGACUAUCUGAAAUCCCCCCAGCCAAUCAGGUGAAGUUUAGAUGAUGUGCAUACAUGUCUGGGGUUGGAGGACAUGAGCAAAUACUUAAAAACAUUUUCCCCCACUGAUUGUUACAGUUUUUUUGUCCUUCUUUUUCUUUUUCUUUUUUAAAAGCCAUAAUUUUUACAAGUGCUCUUUCUGGAAUUAGCUGUUACCAAUAGUGAUGAACUGUUCCUACAGAGGGUGAAAGAGAAAGAGAAAGAGGUGGCGGGGCUAAGGAGAGGGACGUGUGGAGGAAAGAAUAUUAGUGAGGGUAGUCACAGCUCUAUAUGAUCGUGUAUGAAACAGUGUGCGUGUGUGUCCGGAUGUGUGUGUAUAUAUAUAUGUGUGUGUGUGUGUGUGUGUGUGUGUGUGUGUGUGUGUGUGUGUGUGUGUGUGUGUGUGUGUGUGUGUGUAUGUGUCGGUGUAUAUGUACUUCUGUAUGUUCUUCAUUUGAAAAGAAUGUGUGAAAGUAUGUUGUGCUCUAUCUUAAAGAGAGUGUAAGAGAGAAUGUGAUAGAUCAGUGUGAGACUGUGCGCAUGCGAGCGUGCAUGUGUAUGAGAGUGUGAGGGAGAAUGAGUGCAAAACAUUUGUCACAGAUCCACAUCUUAAAGUGUGUCUUCAUCUUUUGAUUUUGUAUAUGGGCAUAACAGUACAAGAUGGGAUGAGGGUGGGGGUGGGGGGAAGACACGGAGUAGAUGUGACGUUAGCGCUUUAAAGGGAAGAGAGAGUUGCGGCUCUUUUAGGGGGGUUGAGAGAGCCCUCAAAAGCAGGAGCCUGGGUCCCUAUGUUUAGGGGGGUGGCCAUGUCGACCCAUGUCCAGAACAUCCACUCCCAAGUGUUAGAUAGCAUUUGUCCUUUAGCUACUGGCCCAUGGAAAAUAAUUAGUAUUAAAUACGACAUGAAUUAUUUAAUCAUCUGUAUAAUUUUGGAGACAUUGCUGUAAAGAUAUUUCAAAAAUGGACGAAAAAUAAUGAUAACGAUCUCAAUGCCCCCAAUCCCCAUUAUUUAAUGACGAAAGCUGACUGGUAAAGCCUGUUAUUGUGUAAUGUGGCCAAGUUUGAUUGAUGCAGAGAAAUAGGUGGAAUAGGCACUUAAAAUUCUGAGACACCAUCUUUGGAAAUGCCUUUAUUUUUGUCUUUUUCUUUUUCUUUUUGAGGUCUAGUAGUUAGCAUAAACCCUCAAACAGGAAGUGAGGAGAGAGGGAGUCAAGUGCUUCCUGCUUCUGGUGUGUAUCUAAGUGUGUACUUGCCUUUUUUGAAAGAUGAUUUUCAGGUGAGUCACAGUUGGUACACACUGUUAGGUAGUGUGAUGUGUUAAUAAAUGGUUUUGCCUUUUUUUCCAACAAGAUGUUUCAUUCAGGGAACAUCAUAAAGAUUUUUUUUUUUUUGAUUAUUUUAUUUUGAUCUGAUUUUGUUUUUGCCCAUCGUUUUGUCUACCCGCUCCCUCAAAAAAAUGUCUUGUUAAAAUAUAUAAAUAUAUAUAUAAAAUAUAUAUAUAUAUUAAAAUGGUGAAAAAAAUGUCUGUCCUCCAUUGUCUUUUUCUUUCAUUUCAUUCAUGAUUUAAGUUUGUGUGUGUGUGGGGGGGGGGUGGGGGCGAGUGCGCUUCAGAGAACAAGAAUGCUUGUUUGUGGACUAGUUGGGUGGAGGUUUAUUUAUAGGUCUAAUCUCAGAUCUACUCUAGCACAGACCCAACGUGUCUCUUAUAAGUGUCCCCUCGUUACUUUACCAAGCUCUGAGGUGAUGUACUGGAAGAAAUGGCUUCUUCAGAAACGCUUAUAUUAUGUCAAUGGUUAUGUUGUCAGAUUUUCACAGGUGGGCACAGGCAUUGACGUUCGAGUAUCAUUUUUAAGGACCUGUUUUUCUCCACAAUGCCUUUAGUUAGCCACUAGAUGCCGCUACACACGUAGAAGUGUUGGAUCCAGCCUUCACGCUGCUAAAUGCAAAGACACUGGCCCACACCAAAGUCAAGCACCCAUCCAAAAUGCGCAUCAUUGUAGAAACAGUGCAUAGUUUAGAGUAUUUCCUGUCUUUCCACAAUACUUUGAACACAUCAAACGAAGACCGUUCGAGUUGGCUGAGGUUAUUUUUACUUUAACAGCCUCUUUCCCCUUUUCUAAAAAAAAGGCAGCUGAACCUGGAUAGCCUAUAUAUUUAUUCCCAAGUCAUGUUACUACACGUUUUUAUCACAUCUUCAAGGAAGAACAACCACGGCAGCUUUGAAGAAAAAUGAUUUCGCAGCUUAGUGUUAUGCUCCUCAUUUGAAUGUGAUGAACAAUCACGAAUGUCACAUCUCAUUGCUGGUGUAUUUAUUCUGCUUCAAUCAAAAUUCGGGAAAUGGAGAGAUUACGCCUGAAAAGGAUUUCAGUUUUUAGACAUCUGUUGCGACUUUGCUAUUGUAACAGGUGUUAUCUGCUACAGUAUAAAGUAGCUUGUAAUAUUUGCUAUUAUGUUAGUAAACUCUUUACUUGACAAA
This is a messenger RNA of Clupea harengus (Atlantic herring), 5090 nucleotides long. It is a transcript of the gene akt2, whose product is annotated as AKT serine/threonine kinase 2. Gene Ontology annotation, biological process: protein phosphorylation. The record is from RefSeq and is a predicted model, not a curated record. NCBI's taxonomy places the organism in Eukaryota, Metazoa, Chordata, Actinopteri, Clupeiformes, Clupeidae. Gene Ontology annotation, molecular function: protein serine/threonine kinase activity; ATP binding.